AUGAGUAGCGUGUGAGUAUCGACAUAUCGAUACCACAGGAUCGAUACGCACAUCCCUAUGCUGCACACAGCCGGAGCCAGACGGAGAGUAGCAGCAUUGAGAGAGCUCGACUACAAGAUGGACAUACGGAAGUUUUUCAACAAAGAUUUGGCUCGCAUCCCUAAACUCCGAUGAAACAUGGUGCCACUGUGAGAUGCUGUUAAGACAAUGGUGAUUGGUUCGCACGUGGAUCCUGAGACGGCCCAGAAGUCUGCUGAGACCCGGGGGCCAUCUUGGCCGGUCUUGCUGCUCACGCUGGCUGCCGUCACCACCUCCUCCUUGUCAGCUCUGUCCUUGUACCAGCUGGUGGUCCUCAGAGCUGAGGUGGUUGGACUGAAAUCCGAGAUGUGUCGCAGGAGGGAAGAGAGUCAGGAGGCCAAGCGUAGAGACCAGACUGAGGAUAUCAGUCAUGGGAGAGGCAGCCAGACAGACCCGCAACACGCUUUCACCCUCUUGAGGAGGAGGAGGAUGGUCUCUGGGACAGACAAACCAGUUUCUCAGUCGUGUCUACAGUUGUUGGCGAAUAAUAGCAGGAGAACCUUCAGGAAAGACUUUGCCCUGGAGCCAUACACAGGCAUCCCUUGGCAGACUGGCCUGAGGAGGGGCUCUGCACUGGAGGCAGUAGGAGACUGCAUGGAGGUCCGAGAGGAGGGCUUCUUCUUUGUCUAUAGUCAGGUGUACUACAUGGACAGCACUUUUGCCAUGGGCCACGUGGUGGUCCGGAGGAAGAGGACGGUGGUGGGUGACGAGGCUCAGUAUGUGAUCCUGUUCCGUUGCAUCCAGAGCAUGAACCCUGUGUACCCUUACAACACCUGCUACACAGGAGGUGUUGUGAAGCUGGAGGUGGGCGACCAGUUAGAGCUGCUGAUCCCCAGGUCCACAGCCAACGUGUCCCUGGACGGAGACGCAACCUUCUUGGGCGCUGUCAAGCUGGUUUAAAGGCUGUCACCUCACAUGAGAAGCACGCCUUCAUCCUGGAAGAGACAUUUGUGCACAGCAUGAAAGAGAGACUGUCUGAGCAGGUUACAUUUAUCCAUCUAUCCAUCCAUUUUCUACCGCUUGUCCUUCUCUGGAGCCUAUGUUACACAUGCUGCCCAUGUUACAAUUAUACUUCCUUCCAAAUAAUCAGUAAUAUUAUGCAUUUGCAAGCUACUGCAUUAUUUACCAUGUAGCAAAAGCCAUCUUUUACACAAAAGAUUUGCAGAAUCUGUCGCUUUUUCUUCGCAGCCCUAUUUAAGAUGUGUGGCAAAGCCUCUUUUUUUUUACUUUCCCCAUAGCAGGGCGUGACAGAAAAUCAUUGGUAAAAAAAACACACGUUUUUUUUAACCAAAGAAGCAUGAAAAUGUAUUUCAAAUACAAAUUUUUCUCGUUUAACUUACCUCACACGCCAAUCAAAUGCGAAUAAAAGUCAGAUGUUCGAAGCUAAGCAGAAGAUAAUUUGGCCAUGGUAUUGGGUGUAAAACGUUUAAUGAACCUAAAGAUUCAUGCACAUUUCGGCCAGAACAUUAUUAAGACUUUAUAGCAUAGCAAUUUGCAAUAUUCAGUAUGAGUAGAACUGUAUUGCGAUGAUUCUAUACUGUUAUCAUAUGGACUCCAAAUUUUUAAAAAAUGGCGCCUUAGUGAGUGUUUGGCACACACACUAGCUGUACAGCUGGAUUAAAGUCACUACAUUUGACAUGCAAAUAAAAUGUAUAAUUGUGUGAAUGCUCCAAAGCAUUCACACAUAUGGUUUUCUACACCAAAAUUCAUCUAUUUAUUAUUCAACUUAUUCUUAUUUUUCUUCUUCUCCAGAUUUUGGCGCGCUCUACCUUCCGCAUUUUUCAUCCCAUUCAAACCGUUCCAACUUCAAACUGUUCAGCCUGUUUGGGAAUCGCAGGCUUUCCCUUGACAAAUUCCCAGAUUUCCCAGAGUUCCAGGUUUUCCGGGACAUUUUUCCCAUUCAAAAUGAAUUGGCCAUUUUUCAAACUUCCACCAUUUUCACAUUUUUCAACCGAUUCAAACCAUUUCACCUUCAACAUAUUCCACCCUUUUGGAAAUUCAAACUUCCCUUUUUCCAAGUUCUAAAAAAUUCCAGGAUUUUCCACAAUUCCUGGUUUUCCAAAGCCCUAUUUCCACCCUUUUUUCUGGCGACUACUCCUUCCACAUUUUUCAACCCACUUCAACCGUUCCACCGUCAAAACAUUCCUCUUAAUUAGGACAAAAAACAAAGUUGUUUUAUGAACUGAAAAAAUUCCCGGUUUUCCCGAAAUUUCAGGAAUUCCGUAAUACCAUUUUUCAAUUCAACAUGUUACUACUUCAACAUUUCUCGACCGAUUUCAAAAUUUCCAACACCAACCAUUUCAACUCAUUCAAGUGUUUUACUAUUUUCCAAAAAAUUCCAGAUUUUCCCAAAAUUCCCUAAUACCAUUUACUACUUCAACAUUUCUUGCCCAAUUUAAACAAUUCCAACACCAACCAAUUCAGCUCAUUCAGGACAUUCAUACUCCUAAUCAUUUUCCAAAAAAAUCCCCCUUUUCCCAAAAUUCCAGGAAGUUCCCAUUGGACUGGGACAGUUUUCCAAGUUGCUCAAUUCCCACAUUUUUCUACCUAUUCAAACCAUUCCAACAUCAACACAUUCCUCUUAUUCUGGACAUUCAAACUAACACUUUCCCAAGUUCCAAACCAAGACCGGUUUUACUGGAAAUUCAAACCAUUCCAACAUUCAAACUAUUCUUACAUUCAUACUACAUUCUGUCAGCAUUUCAGUUCAACCUCAGCAUUGGAGCAUUCACACGCAAUUCCUUCAAGAAUUGCCUCUUCGAGUUAGCUAAUAUAAUUGUUGUUUAAACAAAUAUCUGUGCAGAAAGUAAUAUGAAAAGUGCAACUCUGGUCGAUGAGCCAAAUAGUAAACAGGAGAAGACAACUUCCCACAUUUACCAUUUGGCGUUUAAAGAUCAAAAUGAUCCCACAAGUGGGAAUUUUCCUUUUUUUCUUAAUUUCAUUUAUCGGGGAAAGAUGUUAAUGUCUCUUUUUUUCAUGUCAGCAUUUAAGCGAGUAAGCUGGCACCAGUAAGUGUUUUUAAAGUGAAGUUAUUAAACACGGCUUUUUGGUCAUUUUAAUUUAAAACGGUAAGACAAACCGUCGGGAGUUAUACCUCGGUUAUCAUUAUUACCGUUUAUUGUUACAUCCGUCGAUAUUACAAAAAACAAUGAUAGAGUAAUUCACUUUGAAAUAACCGGUAAUUGCUAUUAAAUAAAAUGAUAUAGUUUUUUACAGUCUGGUGUUGUAAUAUUAGAGGGAAUUGUGAUUACAGUAUUUUACUGUAAUAAAUGCUGUCAAAUCCUUGUAAACGUUUACAAUGUGGGAAUUGCAAAAUCUGCGAAACUCGUUAGAAAACCAUCCGAAAAUCACUAAUUUUAAACCACAUUUGUAGGUCCAUAAUGGGGUUCAGCAACCCGUGGCUCUAGAGCCACAUGCGGCUCUUUAGCGCCACCCUAGGGGCUCCCUGGACCUCUUUCAGAAAUGUGUGAAAAUUUUUUUUUUUUAAAUGGUUUCUGUAGGAAGACAAAUGUGACACACACCUUCCUAAUUGUUAAAAAAUCCCACUGUUUAUAUUAAACAUGCUUCACUGAUAGUAUUUGGCGAGCACCGUUUUGUCCUACUAAUUUCAGCAAUCUUUGAACUCAUCGUAGUUUGUUUACAUGUACAAAUGUCUGAUGCUGCCACAUAAAGACAUGUU
This is a messenger RNA of Entelurus aequoreus (snake pipefish), 3757 nucleotides long. RefSeq names its product TNF superfamily member 13b (gene tnfsf13b). The transcript is spliced from 7 exons. The record is from RefSeq and is a predicted model, not a curated record. Gene Ontology annotation, biological process: immune response. Lineage: Eukaryota; Metazoa; Chordata; Actinopteri; Syngnathiformes; Syngnathidae. Gene Ontology annotation, cellular component: membrane. Gene Ontology annotation, molecular function: tumor necrosis factor receptor binding; receptor ligand activity. Bases 208 to 978 code for a protein of 256 amino acids.